This is a messenger RNA of Gryllus bimaculatus (two-spotted cricket), 568 nucleotides long. The record is from the annotation of a GenBank genome assembly. Lineage: Eukaryota; Metazoa; Arthropoda; Insecta; Orthoptera; Gryllidae.
ACUACUACAGAGGAUUUGGAAGCAGGUGUUUUGGAAGAAACUGUGUACAAAUCCGCAAUGGAAAUGAAUUGUUGUUUGUGUGCUGGAAAAGGCCAUUUAGCAACUGCGUGUCCCAGGGGACGCAAGCAAACAUUUUCACCCAAGCCCCCUUCUAUAGAUAUAUUUUCAGCUUUUAACAUUCUUAAUAAGAAGAGGAAAAAGAAAAGAAGUUCUUAUCUUGAAGGAAAGUAUAAUCAGCAGGAAUUUAACAGAAAACGAAGGAAAACUAACUGAAAUUUUACAUUGCUUUUGAAAUUGUCAGUUUUUCUUUAUACAGUUCACAAAACAGAUUGUAAGGAUUUUGAUUAUUUUGAAAUGUACUCUCAAACCCAACAUUUGUUUGAAGUAAUGUAAAUAAAAGCAAUUGGCAAUUAUGAAAUAUGAAUUUAAACUUCAAAGAUAUGUAUCUUGUAUAUAAACUAUAUAUUUUUUGAUAUUUUUGAUUCUUAAGGUUCUGUAAGUAUUGAGCAAACAGGUUUGGAAAGUAUAUUUCUCUCAAAAUAAAUAUUACUUUGAUCAGUGUUGCAUU